AUGUCUACGAAAAGGUACGAACACCAUGGUGAGGCCGAAGUGUCACGGCUGGCUCAGCCUCUGUCAUUCGGGCAGUCUCUCAAGUCUGCUCCCAACCGCCUUUUGAAGAGCUCAAUGGCCGAGGGUUUGUCGACCUGGGAUGCCACCAACUUGCAAGCUCGCGGUAUUCCUACAGACGAAUAUAUUGAGCUUUAUCGGCGAUGGGGCGAAGGCGGCUGGGGGAUCAUUCAGACAGGCAACAUCAUGAUUGAUUGCAAGCACAUGAGUGCUGCUGGCGAUGCGGCUAUCCCAUGCGACUCUCCACUGGAGGGAGAGCGCUUCGAGAGCUUCCGGGCCGUAGCUGCGGCUGCGAAAGCCCACGGGGCCUUGGUGAUAGGACAAGUAAAUCAUCCCGGACGGCAGAUCCCAUCCAAAAUGAUCAACGAAUCCAUCUCUGCUUCAGCUGCUCAGCUCGAGCCGACCGCCGGCAUGACAUUCCCGCCCACCCGAGCAGCCACCACAGACGAGAUCGCCCGCGUGGUCGACGCCUUCGCCCACGCAGCCGAGUUCCUCGAGGCAGCCGGCUUCGAUGGCAUUGAAGUUCACUCUGCGCACGGCUACCUGCUUGCACAAUUCCUCAGCCCGACCACCAACAAACGCACCGACGCCUACGGCAGCAGCAGCAUCGCGAACAGGAUGCGCAUCGUGAGCGAGGUGUGCGCAGCGGUGCGCGCGCGCACGCGGCCCGGGUUCUUACUCGCCGUCAAGCUCAACUCGGUCGAGUUCCAGGCCGGGGGGCUGUCGACGAACGAUGCGGCCGAGCUGGCGUCCGCGCUGCAGCAGGACGCCGGCGUCGACUACCUGGAGCUGAGCGGCGGCACGUACGAGGACUUUGGGCUCGGGCGCAAGAAGGAGACCACACAGGCCCGCGAGGCCUUCUUCCUCGAGUUUGCCGAGCGCGUCGUGCCCGCCCUGGGACCCGCUGACGGGCGCAGGACAAAGGUCUUCAUCACCGGCGGGCUGAGGUCCGCGGGCGCCAUGGCCGCGGCUCUGGACGUCGUCGACGGUGUCGGCAUCGCGAGGCCUGCCGUGCAGGAACCUGCGCUUGCGCGGGACCUGUUGUCUGGGCGUGCCAAGGGUGCCAUCAAGGCGCUGCCUCCCUUUGAGGAAGACUUCGCGAUGUCUGGGCUUGGUGCGUGGUCACAGAUGCGGGCGAUCGGCAAGGAAUUUGAGCCGUUUGACCUGAGUGAUGCCGAGGUGGUAGGGCAUUUUCUGAAAGAUGCUGGGGCCUGGUUUGCCGAAGUGGCCCAGAAUGGGGAUGACUUGACCAAGUUUGGGUAUCCUGAUUACACUGGGGAGCUGCGACCCCAUUUGGCAAACUGA
Diaporthe citri is the source of this 1362-nucleotide messenger RNA. RefSeq lists its product as uncharacterized. The record is from RefSeq and is a predicted model, not a curated record. Gene Ontology annotation, molecular function: FMN binding; oxidoreductase activity. The transcript has 3 exons. Bases 1 to 1362 code for a protein of 453 amino acids. Lineage: Eukaryota; Fungi; Ascomycota; Sordariomycetes; Diaporthales; Diaporthaceae.